This is a messenger RNA of Drosophila erecta, 219 nucleotides long. RefSeq names its product drosomycin. NCBI's taxonomy places the organism in Eukaryota, Metazoa, Arthropoda, Insecta, Diptera, Drosophilidae. Gene Ontology annotation, biological process: defense response. The coding region runs from base 1 to 219 and encodes 72 amino acids. The record is from RefSeq and is a predicted model, not a curated record. The transcript has a single exon.
AUGAUGCAGCUCAAGUUCCUGUUCACUGUCUUCGCUCUUCUGAUGCUGGUCGUCCUGGGAGCCAAAGAAGCCGAUGCCGACUGCCUUUCCGGAAGGUACAGGGGUCCGUGUGCCAUCUGGGACAAUGAGACCUGCAGGAGGGUUUGUAUUGAGGAAGGAAGAGGACGAGUCAGUGGCCACUGCAGUGCCAGCCUGAAGUGCUGGUGCGAAGGAUGCUGA